ACAUUAGUUUUUCUUGUAAAAAAAAAACUGUUAUAAACUAUUUUUUCUUUUUAUCAAAGUGAGUAUAAAUUAAACAUGGCAAUGGCAGCGAAUAAAAGUACUAGAGAAGAACUUCUGUCAUUAAUAGAUGAUAUUGAAUUAAUUGCAAAGGAAAUGAUUGAAAACACAGUAGCGCAAAAACAUGCUAAAUUAUCAAGUACCGAACAUGCACAAUUAACCGAAUUGUUAAUUGCUAAAGAUAAGGAAUUAAAAGAAACAUUGAAAAAGGCAGCGGAACAGGGGAAAAUAAAUUUGAAAAUGGAAGCAUUAAAAGCCGAAGUUGAAAGACAGGAUCAGGAAAUUCAACAAUUACAACGUCAACUUAAGGAAGCAGAACAAAUUUUAGCCACUGCCAUUUAUCAAGCUAAACAAAAAUUACUAUCAAUUUCUCGCGCCAAUAAACGGCCAGUUGCAUCUGAAGAAUUAAUUAAAUUUGCUCAUCGAAUUAGUGCGUCAAAUGCCGUUUGUGCUCCUCUCACAUGGCAACAGGGCGAUCCUCGAAGACCAUAUCCAACAGAUAUUGAAAUGAGAUUGGGAUAUUUGGGAAGAUUAAGUGAUCUACCAUUAAAUGGACAAUUAAUGGGCUCACAUCCAGGUAUUCCAGCCGAUUUACAUAGAGCGGGACAUCCUGCAGAACCACCAGUAUCGCAAGCAAAUCAAUUUGCAUGGCAUCCAUCGGGCGAAAUUCACAUGACAAUGGGUGGACAGGGAAGUGUCGCGAUGAACACUCACAAACAGGAAACCGAAGAUGUUGAAGUUAUGUCAACAGAUUCGUCAAGUAGUUCAUCGAGUGAUUCUCAGUAAAAAAAAAAGGAAAGAAAAGUAAUUUUUCAAAAAUGAAAAAUUAUUCCCGAUUUGUCAAAUUGUAAGUUUUUCUCAUAAGGCUUAAUAUUUAAACACGUAAGAAUCAAUUUAAAUUAUCUUUUAUAUAUAUAAACAUAAUAAAGUAAUUUUAUUUACAAAAUUACAUAUAUAUAUAUAAUAUUUAAAAUAAAACUCUAGAUGAGAAUUGUUUUUACAAA
This is a messenger RNA of Leptopilina boulardi, 1061 nucleotides long. It is a transcript of the gene MED4, whose product is annotated as mediator of RNA polymerase II transcription subunit 4. The record is from RefSeq and is a predicted model, not a curated record. Bases 76 to 843 code for a protein of 255 amino acids. Lineage: Eukaryota; Metazoa; Arthropoda; Insecta; Hymenoptera; Figitidae. The transcript is spliced from 4 exons. Gene Ontology annotation, biological process: regulation of transcription by RNA polymerase II. Gene Ontology annotation, cellular component: core mediator complex; mediator complex. Gene Ontology annotation, molecular function: transcription coregulator activity.